CUUACUUCGAACUCCUUCGAACUACCACCAUGGCGGCGGAAUUCAGAACGACAACAUGACCCCUUGAAAGACUGGCAGAACGUUUAGCUACAAUGAACAAACCAUCAGUGGAUCAUGUCAGGGCUGUAAUUAAUGCUCUGUACGAUGAAUCCAAUCCUACUGGAAAAGAGAAAGCUUCGGAAUGGCUUCAAGAACUUCAGCGAUCAGUAAGCAUGCAUGCAAAGUUUGAGAUCUGAUCUUUAAGCUUUGAUACUUUAGAUCAAAACUUUCGGAGUUUCUUUGUAAGGUUUCCCUUUUCAUUAAUAUAAUAUCAUUAGCUAAAAUAUUAUUAGCGUCUGAGUGCAUCCUCUUUAAGCUAUGGCUUUAAUUAGUGAUAUUUGUUAUAUUUUUCUACUGCUCUUCAAUUUUGCGUGGGCCUAAAAUCUCACUCAAAGCUCGUCACGGCCGGCCGCAAACUUGUUUUUUGCCAUUUUCCGGCAUCUGAGUCAUCGAAAUGUUAUGUUGCCUAUAAGCUUAUUUAUUCAUUACUUGUAGUGCAAAAAUACAACAUGGUCUUUCUGAGCAAGAAUUCCAAACUUACGUGACACUAUGUUCAACAGUAUGGGAUAUUUUAUUUGUUUGAGCACUGAAUCGUAUUUUGAACUGCGGUUAAAGAUAUGAAAGUGAACGUGAUCUCCGCAGUAGAAUGAACAACCUAAGCAGUUGAAAUAGAACCAGAAAAAAAUUCAGGCUUGAUCAAGAAACAAACCCUGACCUUUGCAAUUUGACUGGACGCAACACUCUAUCUGGUAACAGAUAAUGUUGAUAAAAAGUUGUUUUGAUACAAGUCCUUUUGAUACGAAUUCAAGCAAUGAAACUGCACAAAAAUUGCAAUCACUUUGUGGAGGCAGGGUGGCUGAGUGGUCAGCGUGUCAGACUCGCAAUCUGGCGGUCCUGGGCUCAAGUCCCGCUCUGGCUAUUUACUGGAUUUGUUCUCAGUCGUUCCGAGUUUAAAUCAUUGGCCUCACUUGUAAAUAGCCAACUGGUCGCCUCAUGCCAGGUGGGGUUCUUAAUCCUGUUGUGUUUUAUUUGAAUAAUUUGUUUCUAAGUGUUUGAGUGGAGUGACUGUAAACUAGCUGGAUAAGCUAAGUGCACUUUCCAGUAUGAACAAACCUUCAUUAUUAUUAUUUUUUUCUAUUAUUAAGUAUAUAGUUUAUUUACAACUCGACUUAAUAAACUUGCUUUGAAACAACUUUGCAUCAAAAACAACUGGUAACCCUCUAUCCAUUGACCUAAUCAAGUGAACUGGAGAACAAGUAAUUGUGAGUUCGUAAUAUAUCCGAUGGUGAAAAUGACAUGAAAAAUACCGUAAAAUUCCGAAAAAUAAGCCCCUCCAUGUAUGAGACCCUCCCUAUAUAAGCCCCCUAAACCGGUAACGCAAAAAACCCUCCGUUAAAUCACCCCUCCAAAUAUAAGCCCCCCAGGGGCUUGCACUUGGAAAAUUGCCCUCAAAUACAAAGUAAAGCAAAGCAAAAACAGUAAAUUUAUUUCCAACUAUAAGGCUAGCCCAAUCGGUUUUGAAAUGCAAAUUUCCCUCCGUAGAUAAGCCCCUCCAAAAUCAAGCCCCUCAAAAAGGGCCUUUGAAAAAUAUAAGCCCCGUGGCUUAUUUUCAGAAUUUUAUGGUAUAUGAAAUGAAUCAAGUUUUGAACUGCAGAAAAAGGCAUGAAGGUGAAUGUGAUGUUCACAGCAAUGUCCAUAGGUUUUUAUUUCCAUUUCUGUAUUUUUUUAUGUGUACAGGAAAAAUGAAGGAACUAUAACAUUGUCAUUUCAUUGCAGGUGUAUGCUUGGGAAAUUGCAGACCAUCUUUUGAGGUUGAAUGUUAGUGUGGAGACAAGCUACUUUGCUGCACAGACCAUGCGAACAAAGGUAAAUAGCAAACAGUUGUUUUAUAUCAUCAUACAGUGUACAUUAGAUAAUAAUUUAGUAUAAAACAAUAUAUACUGCACAGUGACAUUAAAACAGAAGUUGGUAUUAUUAUCAUUGUGAUAUCUUUAUUGUGUGUGUGUUUGUUUGUUUGUUUGUUUGUUCCUUUUGUCUUUGUAAUACUUUUAUCCUUAGUACAUAAUCGAUGAGGGCAAUAACAUGAUAGCUAGUUUGGGUACUUACUAUAUCAAUACAAGCAGUUUUGCUAUCAAUAAUCUACCUUGAAGCUUUCUUUUACAAACAUCCAUUUAUACUUUAAAAUGUAUAAAAACUAAUUUAUUUAUAUGGCUGUCCACACAAGAACAACUUUUAUCUGUUUUCUAACUACCUACCUGAUAAAAGACCAUUCAUGGAGAUACUUGUGUUUAAAUCAUUCAUAUGAGAAUGACGCCUCAGAUUGCAAUUUUUUUUUUAUUGCAUUUUAUGAUUUUUAUUAUAUAUAAUUAUCGUUCAGCAGUUGCUCAAGCUUCUUACUGGGCUACCCUGAUUGAAAUAAACAAGGUCUCUCUCUCUAACAAAAAUAAUAUUAACAGACUCAAUUAUUUUAUUCAAAGCCUAAAGACUAUUCCACAUUGCUUUCAGGUUCAGUAUCACUUUCACGAACUUCAACCGACACAGUAUCAAGUAAGUCUCAUUCUUUCUAUAUAGUUUUUCAACCAGAAUUCUCAUUGUUUCUUCUGGGACGUUUAUUGCAUCAGUACUCUUGGUGGUUAAGCAGGCUACGGGGAGAGUGGGCAUACAGCUGAAAUGUGCAAUCUAGAUGCCCUAAAGUUCAAGCUCUGCAUUAACCACUUGCUGGAUGUGUUCUGUGGGUUGGUCAUGAGUUCAACUACAUGUACUCAGCCAUGCUUACACAUAUAAAUUUUACUAGUAAUAGCAACAGGGUGUGACUGGUUUGCCUCUGACCGGCUGAACAGGCAAGGUUGCCACAGGGGUGUAGAGCUGGACUUGAAUGAAUGAAGAGAGAGAGUUGUGGAUGAGAGGACAACAGAUGUACCCUCUUACAAUACAUUUUAACAUGUGAACAGUAAGCUCGGACGUCAGCAUACAAUCUAGGGGCCCAGAAGUUUCAACCCCCACAGUAACCACUUUCUGGAUUUGUCCUUGGCGGCCAUAAGUUCAAUUACAGUGUACUCAGCCAUGCUUGUGUUUAAUAAUAUUGAUAGCUACCGUAAAAUUCCAAAAGUAAGCCCCUCCAUGUAUAAGCCCCUCCAAAUAUAAGCCCCUCAAACCAGUAACGCAAAAAACCCUUUGUUAAAUGCCUGGGGCUUGAAAUUGGAAAAUUGCUCUCAAGUACAAAGUAAAGUCAACUCCCGAUAACUCAAACCCUCGCUAACUCGAACCUGGCGCUAACUCGAACCAAAAUCGAUUUCCCCUGGAUUUCCGUCAUACAUUCACUGUAAUUUUACCCUCGGUAACUCAAACCCUCGAUAACUCGAACUCCCUCUAACUCAAAUCAAUUUUCGUUUCUCCUCAGGUCAUUUUCUGUAUAAUUUCACCCUCGAUAACUCGAACCAUGUUAAAAAGCCCUUAAAAAGCCGAGGAAAAAGCAGUAUACGGGCGUCCGAAACAUUGAAUUUUGGAUUUCCUAUUGACGUGUUGUAGGAGUAUAGUUUACUAGUGGAGGCUGAUGUUGAUUGUCACAGGCUAACAUGAAGCAGCUUUUCUUCUCAAAACAGUCAAAUGCAUGCUCUAUUUAGGCUAUUUUUUGUUACGUUACUUUCUGAUUUAUAAUCUUGAAGCAACUUUUAAUUUUCACUUGACAUUUCUACAAUUAAAUGAGAUUAAAAUGUUCACUGUGCAAUAAAAACUGUUUUUUACCUUACUCUCGGCUAUUUUCUUCGUACUCCCGAUAACUCAAACUCCCGUGAACUCGAACCUUUUAUGAUUUCCCUUGAAGGUUCAAGUUAUCGGGAGUCCACUGUAAAACAAAGCAAAAACGGUAAAUUUCCUUCCAACUAUAAGGCUAGCCCAAUUGAUUUUGAAACGCAAUUUUUUUUCCAUAGAUAAGCCCCUCCGAAUAUGAGCCCCUCCAAAAAUAAGCCCCUCAAAAAGAGCCUUUGAAAAAUAUAAGCCCUAGGGCUUAUUUUCGAAAUUUUGCGGUAACUGGUUUCCCUCUGACCAGUUGAGAUUCGUUCAUUUUUUUUUUUUUCAAUAUUAUUUGCUUUUGUCCUUACAUGUAUUUUGUGGGCCACAAUAUACAUGUGAUGUAAGUACGGAGGUUCUGCUAUAUCAUUUAAUUUGAACACCUAUGUGGGGCUCUUUUUUGCAAUGAUUGAGGAUGUCAAAUUAAUAAUGCAUGUAGUGCUUUAUACUCACUUAUUCUCUUUUGCAGUCACUAAAGGAUUCCCUUCUUGAUCAUCUGUUCACCCUCCAUGGAGCCUCUCACGCAAUUGUCACCCAGGUACAUGUACACAAGACUUGCCAGCACACGCUUUUAUUUAUGUUUUUGUUAUAAGUUAUACAUGUAAAAAGAAAAGCAGAGGUACAAAAUGGUGCAUGUGCAGAUUAUGGUGUACACUUAGUAUAUAUAGUGCUUUCAUGAUCAUAAACGUAUCAUAAUAAUGCAAUUGAUUACAUAGCUACAUUUGUACAAAUGCAAAAGAACAGGCAUGUCAGCCCAGAGGAGUAGAAUGUAGGAGUAUCUGUAAAUUGUAGAAUUAGCCUGGAUGUAGUUAGCUCAAGAGUCACUCACUUCCACUCCCCCUCCCUUGAUCUGAAGCAAGUGACCCCCCGGAUGUCUAAGAGGAUGGCUAGUGCUUGAAAACUCUUGUCUGGUUAACUCAUUCACACCAGAACCACCCACUCGUGCAGAUCCACAUCCUCUGUACUGCUUGCGACACCAGUGUCAAAGGCAGUAGGCCACUGCCGAAUUCCAAAAACCCUCACUUUCAAAAUGAGGCCAAGUGGGCAACCUUUCUUGCAAAAAUGAGUUUUAUUUGCAUGAGAAUGAAAAAUCAUUUGCAUAUCAAAGGCUGAGCACUUAACCUCAUUUUGAUAAGGGGCUUGGAGGAACUCGGAAAUGGCCCAUUGACAACUUUGACACCAAACCAUCAUCAUGGUUUUUUGUAUAUAUUAACUUAGAACUGUUUCUUAACAGCUGUGUCUAACUCUUGCUGAUCUUGCUGUUCAAAUGCCACAGUGGAAAGAAGUAGUCAAUGACCUUUCUCAGAGGUAUAAUAAUAAUUAAAUUAAUUUGCACUAUGUUCAGUCAUUUAUCUGAGACACAGUUGCAAUUCUUUUCCUUAACCUUUUUAUAGUAGCAACCAUAAACUAUUAAUGGUUCCAUUGCAUUUCUUAAGUGCUUUUUAACAUAACAGCAACAUUUAGUAAUGUUGUUUCAAAUACAUGUUUGGGUUUGUCUGUAUCUCAUGAAAGGGCCUCUUAAGGUGACUCAACCCAGUUUUUUUGGGGGGGUACCAUCCUACUUUGAAGCUCUCUGGUAUCCCCACCUUUACUUUUAUCGUAAGUCUAACACAUAGAAUGGAUAACAUAUAGAUCAAUCUACAAUAUAACAUAAAAUUUUUGGCGAUCAAAGUAAAUGUCACGUGGUUAUAAUGCCACGCCCCUUUGAGGUCUGAGUCGAAAAUCUGCUGUUGCUGGCAUUUUUUCGUAAAAAUCUCUCGGCUACACAUAGUGCGCAUUAGUGCCUUGCGCUGAACAGAGUUUCACCAAAAUCGCAAAGACCCAAUUCGAGAAAUUCAGCGGUUUCCAAAUUUAGGUCAUAAUUUAUGCGAAAAUGAUAAGCAAACUUUACACGGAUUAUAUCUAAUAAACUAUGAGAUUCAUCUCUUUAUUUUGGGCAUCGUUAUAACAGAUGGGUCCUUGCAAGUCAGCAAAACGCUUUAGGGCCUUGUAAAUGCGCGCGAUUUCGAGCAAAGCAAACAUAUAGAAAUUAUAGUUUUCGCUAUUUGUUGACGUUUGUCAGCGUUUAAGAGUCCUUCUCACGAAAAAAGCAUUUUCUUAAAAAUUCGUAGUUUUUUUUCCUUCAAAUUUUUUCAGGGCCACAAUUGAUUAACUAACUACCCGGACUCUGAAUUUCAUGGUCAUUGAAAAACUGUGACAUUAUCUUCUAUAAGCCCAAACUUGAGUAAACAUUGAAGAUUUUUAGCGUUUUGGCUGAGUUUGUGCUUUGGGAGUUGUCUAUUGUUUCUAGUCUGUCAUGAUACAGAAUUCUUGUUCAGCACCAGUGCAAUGACCGCGCUUGACUGACUUCUGAAUAUGAUAAUUUUGGUACAGUGAGACAGGCCAUCGCGUGAUACAUAGAGGUUUAACUCACAAUUUUUAAUCAAUUCUCAUGCUUCUUGUGCCUUUGCAAAAAAAUCAAGAAGUGCUACACACUAAAUCUACUUACUAUUAAAAAAAUAUCAUUUUUUCAUAGGUUUAUUGCAAGCCAAUAAUUAAAGCAACUCGUGACGGGAAUCCCUUCUAUUUUCUUAUACUAAAUUAUCAUAUCUCGGUGAGCAUUCGGAAGUCAGCCAAGCGUGGUCAUUGCACGCGUGCUGAACAAGAAUAUACCUUAUUGAUGUCCUAUGCAGAUGGAAAAUGAGGCACUUUUUAAAAUUGGUCCUGUUAAUUUAAAACUUAAAUUAAAUUGAAAACGUGCUCUCUGUCAUAAUCCCAGCCCUUAAAGCAACUUUUAGCCUUCUAUUAACUCUAUUUCAACGUAUUGUACAUGAAAGUCACACAAGACAAUACAGUGCUCAAGAAUUCCAGGUUUCAAUCUAAAUUGUAAGCUAAUGGUAGCUAAUAUUGCAUACCUUUUUCCUUUUAACACAAAUAUGACUAAAAUACUAAAAGUAUAAAAUUAAUACUCUAAGUGGUUUCUUUUACAGGUUUGGUGCAACAGUAGAAAGACUACCAAUUCUUCUGGAAAUUCUGACAGUUCUUCCUGAAGAGGUAUUUUGUCGCUUAUUUUGUCUUAAGUAGUUUGUGUCAGCAGUUUAACUUAAAGAAAAUAAAAUUGAAAAUAACUCCAUGUCUUUUGUGCUUUGUAAGGUGGGGAGUCAUCAUCUUCGAGUGGGUGCAAACAGAAGGGACGAUGUGUGCACUGAACUUCGUGCUUCAGCUACAACAGUUCUUAAUCUUCUUGUAAGUUCAACUGUUAUUUACAGAUGUUAUAUACAGUAUGUUUUGCAGGUAAAAAUCACAGUCUCAUAUGCAAUUGUUGUGGAGUUUUGUUUUGAUCUCUAAUUCCUACAGAAAAGUGACCAGAACUUUUCUUUGUUCUUUCCUUUUGUAUUAAAGAAAUAAGAGAACAAAAAGUGAUUCAUUUUUAUGCACCAUUUGCCCAACAGGGGAAAGAAAUGAAAUUAAUGCUUACAGUGCUUGCUAGAUUUAGUCUGACAUGUCAGUCACUCAAUAAUUUUUUUGUCUAAAUGUAUGUAUGGGAUUUAAACAUUGUUGGCAUAAAGCUAAUGUACAGCCAGCUAGUGUGUCGAGCUGUCAUAGCAGUGUACUCUUGCAUUAGCGUAUAAUAUUGAUAAUUAUCGUAGUGAACAAUCAUCAUGUACAUUCUUUAAUUCUUCAAGGAUUUAAACUUGGUAACUUGCAACUGCAAAAGUUGAAUCUAUAACUGCGACAAUCUUGUUUCAUAUAAACUAAUAUUGUUAAUAUCGUACAUUGUGUAUGAUACAGGCUGCUUGUGUUGGUCAAUUUCAAAAUGAUGCAAAUAUCAAAGUAAAGGUCAGUAAACUGUUUCUUAAAUCAACCUCUGCUACGUGUGUCAAGAUUAAUAAUAAGAUUUACUGUGUCAUGGUUUUGGAGUUUAAAAUGCCACCUUUCUAUCAUAUGCAAGUAUCCCUUUCGUAGGUUUGAAAAAUUUUUUUGAACUGUUACUUUUUUACAAGUUUUUCAAGCUGUCAGUGUGCUGCUUGUGCUUAUGUCCCCUCACAUGUGUACCUAUAUUUUGCUUUAUGGGUUAAUUCAAUGUACUGUGUAAGCUUCUCAACUGACCUCAGUUGGGCACUUGUUAUUGCUCCAGUUUCCUGAGACUUAGCAGCAAAACAAACCAUACCCUAUAGAACUGUCAAUGUAUAAAAAACAAGCAACACAAGUUGUUUUAUUGUUAUUAGAUGUUUCGCUGUGCUGCCAGUUGGGUGACUCUAAGUGCAUUUCCUCCUGCUGAGUUUGCACAGACUGAACUGCUUCAGACCACCUUUAGAACUCUGGUGAGUAAUAAUCAGCAGGCUGUACUGUUGGUAAUAAUUAUCCCAUAUUACCUUUCAGAUUGUCACGUGCACAUUUUUCUCGACAACCUCUCUUGAAAUAGCUGUAUACUGAUAAUAAAUGGAGUUUCCAACCAUGGUUGUCAAAUUCCCCUUUGUAUGGAACAAACCUAUUGUUUAUUUUUUGUGGAUACAGUGCAAGGGGGCAGAUUGUUGCACUUACAGUUGAGUUUGAAUUUCACUAGUCUCACAUAAGUCACCUUCCAUUUUAUGAAAACAGAUGAAGCCCUACUUAAAAACAAGAAAAUGGCUAAUGCUUACCAGUACAGGGAAUCCAAUGUAGAAGUUAACCCAUUGAUAGGCAGUUCAGUUCACAUUUUGAUUUUCUUUCUUUUUUCUCCUUCUUUUUCACUUUCUUUAAAAGAAAUCCCAUAAAGUAGCAGCACCUUUUUGUUUUUUUCAGUAAAUGUUUAUGUACACUUUACAAUAUAAACUUGUACAUCCUUCUUUCUUUGUUCUUUUGACAUUUCUAAACACAUCAAUUAUAGCCUGUGUACAGCCACCCCUCCUCUCAAGAAAGGGCAGCUAUACACAGGCUAACCAACAUUUAUACGUUUUAAAAUACUGCAACAUAUCAAAAACUCCAGGGAGGGGUUAAAACAACCCCCCCCCCCCCCCCACUUCUCCCACGGGGGGGUGUGAUUUAGGGUAUAUGUCCAAGGGUUAAAGGCCAAUAAAGUAAUGAACAAUCAUUUUUGAAUUACUAUUUGUUUCAGCAUGAAGCUGACUCCAGUGAUAUGUUACAUGAGGUAGCUGCAGAUUUUGUUUGCAAUGCUCUUUUUACUUCGGAGGUAAGUGUGUGUGCAUGUGUCUUAAUGGUCCCCAAUUACAACAAAGAAAUAAACUUUGUUUGAAGUUAGUUUGAAUUUUUUCAAAUUAAUAUUAAUUUGUUGUAAUUCCUUAUCACAAGACUUGGUUAUGUAUGAGUCUAAGACCAAUAACAAAAGAAAUUUCAACUGCCUUCCUCCCUCAAAAGAGAAAUAUCCAAUGUACAUGUAUAGCUGUACAGUCCAUUUCAUUAUUUAAUCAUUGGCAAGUACAAUAAUGCGCACUGCAUAAAGGGAUUGUUGUUAAGGUAAAGGAUAUUAAUUCCAUCCUUUUUUAGGAAAAUGCUUUACUCUUUGCUUAAAGUUUUUAUAAUGGAAGUGCUUUUAGCUGCUCUUAAUAGCACUUAAGUGAUUUCAGACAAAUUAUGUUAUGUACAAACAUAACAUAACAGGUUUGAAAACCUCUACUGGCAGGAGGCAACCAAUUUGCUAUUUUACAAGGGUGACUCAGAAUUUUGAGUCAGGAAAACUGAAAGACAAAUCCAGCUAGUGACCAGAGUGUUACAGAGUGGGACACCCAAGACGGAAUCAAAGCAAAUUACAAGUCCAACGAGCUCUAUUCUACAGGAAGCUGCUCCUUUGCUUAUGUGUUUUAAUCUUUUUUUUUUCUUUUUUGCUCAGAACCUUGACAAGCAGCAACCACUAGCUGAAGGACUGUUUAAAUAUGUUAUGAUGCUGCCACCAGCUUAUGAGAAAGCUGUCAACAGUGAGGACUUUGAUAGGUAACUGGUUUAUUGGCCCCUUGUUUAAUUUAAUAAUAUAUUAGAGGCUCCGACAGCUAAGGUGAUAAAACUGAAACAGAACACAACAUGAAGUCUUUUUUAUUCCCACAUUUUGCAGAGAAGGGAUGCCACUAACAGUGCCGGAUCCAGACCUUGAGAUAAUGGGGGCGGGGGAGGGGUGGAAGGGGGGGAAGGGGCUGGUCAUCCAGGGCCUCAGUUUGCUCUAAAAAUAAGGGGGGUGGGGCCGCCCCCCCCCCCCCCCCCGCCCCCCCCCCGGGUCCCCCCCCCGCCCCUGUUCCUGGGCUGGACCAAGCAAAGUUGGGGGGGGUUUUUUUAAAAAAAAAAAAAUUUCUUCUUUUUUUUUUAGGGUCCCAAAACAACCUUAAAAUUAAAGAUAUUUUUUGGUAUUUUUAAAAAAAAAAAAAAGUUAUGUUUUUUUUUUUUCCCAGAUUUGGGAGGGGGGGGGGCCCCAAAAAGGGCCGGGGCACGGGCCGGGGGGGAGGGGGGGGGGGGGGGGGGGGGGGGGGGGGGGGGGGGGUGGGACCCCGGGGCCCUCGUUUUUCUAAAAAAAAAGGGGGGGGGGGCCCCCCCCCCCCCCCCCCGGGCCCCUCCCCUGGAUCUGCCACUGGCUCAUGUCUCUGAGCUGAACUAGCUAAUGUUGGUGGGCAUUUUUGCAAAAUGAAAACAUUUCCUUCUAUGUUUUCUGAGGCUCCAAGAACCCUUAAAUGAUAAGUUAUGUUUUUGGAAUUUGUAAUAAUUUUUGGUUUUACUUCUUUUCUGUUGACAGAGCUCUUAACCUGUGUAGAAUUUUCACUGAAAUGGGAGAAUCCUAUUUACAUGUGAUGGUAGAAUCACCUGGAAAGGUAAAUGAUCCUUUGUUGUUUCUUCAUCUUGUUAUUAUUAAUUCACAUGUUCUUCACUUUGCUUUAUCUUGAUCAUAGAGAGAAAUGGAAUUGUCUAGUUUGUUUCUAGCAUGUAUUCAUGCAUUUACUUAAUGCACAGUAGUCAUGAUUAGCAUUCACAUUUAGUUUGUUCAGAGAAUUGUUGAUUCUUUUUUGGAAAAGGUGGACAAGAGAUGUUUUUCUUUAGUCAUUGAUCUUAUGAUUAAAACUCUUCUUUGCACUGUAGGGCCUGGGAGACUUGAGAACACUCACCAUCCUUCUUACUUGUGUCAAACACCAUCAGUAUGAGGUAAUGAUAAUUAGUACAAUAAAUCGAAAAAGGUUCGAGUUAUCAGGAGUUCAAAGCAAAUAAUUACAGAUUGUGCAAGACCCAUAGGGUUGCAGUACAUGAUACAUUGCACGAAAAAAUGGAGAUGAGAUCUGUUGAUCAAGUGAAGCAAUAAAGGCAAAGCAUUGUUAUAUUGAGGUGACAUUUAUGAAGUGCAACUGGAAAUAAGGAAAUACAAAAAUGGAUGUGGAGGGAAUGCAAGUAUCAUGCACACUUCACUUCAAAGACAGCAAGAAAUAAAGAUUGAUAUUUUGAACAAGGAAAUAAGCAACAAAGCUUGAUUAAUAUACAGUAAUGGACACUGAAUUUGAACUGGAGUGACAAAAAAAAGGAAAGACAAAGAACUGACAUGAUUGUUUUGAAAUAAAUUCAAUGUUUUGGACUUCAGUACAUUGUUUUUUUUUUCCAACUUGCCAUGCGCUUAAAGCAUUGUUUGAGUUAUCGAGGGUAAAAUUAUAUUGAAAUGAUCUCAAGGGAAACAAAAAUUACUUCGAGUUAAGGUUUGUAGGGUUGAGAUAUCGAGGGUUGACUUACUGAGGGUAAAAUUACAGUGAAUGUAUGAAGGAAAUCCAAGGAAAAUCGACUUUGGUUGAGCUAGCGCAAAGUUCGAGUUAGAGAGAAUUUGAGUUAUUGGGAGUCAACUGCAUUAUCAUUUUAAAAAUGUGUUUUUCAAGAAAUGAGCCAUAUCAGGAUCCUCAACUCCAUGGAAGGCUACUGACCCCCCUCUCUCCCCCUCACCCUGCACCAUAUCUUGAAAAACAAGUCAGUUUAACUUCAUAUUUUACCUUUAAAAACUUUGCCAUUACUUCAAAGACUUGUAAAUGUUAUGACCUGUUGUUUUUUAGGUUGCAGAGGUAACCUUCAAUUUCUGGUAUCGCUUGUCAGAAGCUCUUUUCAAGGCACGGAAUGACGCCAAGACAGCUAUUUUUAGAGAGUACUUUCAGACUCUUAUUGAAGCUCUCUGUGUCCACUGUCGACUGGAGAGUGAUGCUGUAAGUUCAAGCUUGUAUACAUUUGUACUUAUCUCUAGCAGGGUACGCAGAUGUCCAAGAUUACUUGGACAAAGAUUUUGUAAGUUUGUUUCAAAGUCAUAUGCUCUGUAGCAUACUUUUAAGUCAAGUAGUAUAAAAACAAACAAAAAGGCAAACAACUUUCUAGCGAUAAAAAAUUUUUUUAAAAGCUUUGUCAUUGGGGUGAGAAAACAUAAUAUGCUGAAAUGUUCAAAGUUUAUUUCCCCAAAAUGUAUUCUGUCCUCUAUGAAAGUUGGCAUUCCUGGCUAGACUGCCUGUUUUUUACUGUAAUGUAAAUGUACAUGUUUUAAAAAUAUAAAUUUUGUGCCAGGCAAAAACUGAUUAUGGCAAACUUAUAACAAAAAGGAUGAACUAUUAUUUAGAACCUUUUCUACUUAAAUUUCUGUUAUCACCUGAAUCUCUCUACAGCAAGGCAUCCCAGACGACAGUGAUGAGUUUGGAGAGUUUCGUCUCAGAGUUGCAGACCUCAUCAAUGAUUGUGUGUUUAUAAUAGGAUCAACCAACUGUUUCAGCCAGGUUUGCAAUGUUUUUUUUUUUUUUUAUGACAAUUACUUACAUAGUUCCUAUCCAAGUUCCUAUGAUAAACUUUUUUAAAUAUAGUUGUUUCCUACAGUGUAUUUUACUUAAAGUAUUGUAAUAUGAACCAUUAUUUUAAUGUUAAUUGUGAAUGGUUAAGUUUAAUUCUGUUAAAAAUAACUUUUCUUACUAGAUGUACAAUAGCCUCGCCCAGCAAGGAGACAAAAUACCUUGGGAAAUAACGGAGGCCAUCUUGUUUGUGAUGUCAACAGUGGCCAGAAAUGUUUCAGAGUAAGUACCUGAAUACUUCUGAAAAUGUUUUGUGAAGUAUCAGGGGCGGAUCCAGGAUUUUUUUUAGGACGGGGUGCACUCGUCUCUUGCUCUACUUCAACACCAAUAAACCACAUAGUUUUUUUUUUGCAGAAUACCAGUUGUAUUAGAAAACCACAGGUCAUCUCGGGGGGGGGGGGUGGCCACCCCCUGCACCCCCCCCCUAGAUCCGCCCCUGGGUUUUUUUUUUGAAGGCCCUGAUGCCCGAACGGGGAAGGGGUGGAGAAAAUUUUUUUUUUGACAGCGAUACAUGUAACAACAACCACAGCAAAACAAUUUUUACUGAAGGUUACUUACCUUUCCAUGUCAUUGUGUUCUCCACGGCCUUCUUUUUUUUUUUUUUUUUUUAGGGGGGGGGGGGGGGGUGCGCACCCCCUGCACCCUCCCCCUAGAUCCGCCCCUGAGUAUUCUUUGUGAAGGCCUGGAUGCCAGACAGGAGAAGGGAUGAAGAAAUCUAUUGUUUUGACAGCGAUACAUGUAACAACAACCACAGCAAAACAAUUUGUACUGAAGGUUACUUACAUUCACAUGUCAUGCUGUUCUCAACGGCCUUCUUUUUUUUUUGGUCUCUUUACACAUCUAUACUAUCCUUGUUCAAACUUCAUGUCCUAUGUGAAAUUCUGGAAGGCCUUCUGGCUGGCUGGAGUACUAGUGCUAUACUGGCCUAUAAAGACAGACUUAUUCGGCCCCUAAGAGAACACUUUGCAGUUGUUUAAAAUUGUACGCAAAUUAUACACGCAGAGCGAUUUUCGUAUGACCUUGAAAAAUGGUUUCGGUUAGUGUUCGUUAUUUGUUUUAUUAAUGGGUGACAAGAUCAGAAAAUGGACUCUUCGUUUUCCCACCAAAGAAAAUCCUGUUAUGGAGAAAACAUUGUUCGAUUGGCCAAUCGUAUUGCAGGAUGACGUCAAAGCGAGCGUUCGCUUAACCAACAAAAAGCCACGCGCGUUUGUAUCCGUUCUAAAAACCAAUCAAAUCGCUCUAUUUCUGUUCUUUUGUUGUUUCUGUUUUGUUCGUGCGUUUUAGUUUUAAGGUCUUACGAAACUUGCGCUAUUUAACUGACGUUCCUUACAAAUUCAUUUACUAACUUGGACUAACGACCUGGCAAUUUUGCUUUCGUAGCCAGUCUGAGGUGGUUGGUCAUUUCUUGCCAAUGGUGUUAAAUCUCCCAUCAACCUGUCAUGUUGCUGUCAGACAUAGCAGCAUUAAACUUGUUGGUGAACUGGCCGAAUGGAUACAUGAACACCCACAAUACCUUGGUAUGUAAAGCUUCUGUUACGUAUUACAGCCUCGUAUACGAUUUUUCUAAUCAGUAUAAAAUAGUCAGGUGCGCGUUCUAGACCACGAGCAGUCUCUCUUUUUUCUUAGGAACGAAACGCGCGAGACACGAAAAUGGCCACGCGCGUGACUGAAGGCGCGAGACGGGAGAGGCUGCCACCCCCAUUUCUUGCCUUUUUCGACGCUCUCACGUGUGCACUCCCGUCACUAUUAAAAUCUGAAGAAAAGAGAGACUACUUGUAGAGUAUGCACGGUCGAUUUACAAUACAUGUGGGACGGUUUUUUAAACCAUUAUUCUGUACACUUUACACUCUGGCCAAAACAAAACACUUUUAAUUGUGAAACAGGUUUUGAAUGCAGCCUGGCCCUUCCCUUAAUUCAUGAUCUGUGUUCUACUUUGCAGAUCCUGUUCUUCGCUUUCUGUUAUCCAAUAUUCAAGAUCCCAAAAUAUCUUCAAUCACAGCCUUAGCCAUAUCGAGCAUCUGUAUGUCCUGUUACUCACAGAUGACAAAGUAUUUUGAUGUAUUAGCGCAGGUAAAGAACAUCUUUAAAAAAACGUAUCUUUUAUUCAUUGCUAGUUCAAGUAAAACAACAAGUAAAUGUACGUUGUUUUUUAUUUUCCUGGCCCUUCAGAAUUAGUUUUGCCCUUGUUGCUUUAACUCUAACACGCUUUUGUACCUUGAAAAAGAAAGAAAGUGGAGAUAGCAGAGAAGGAAAAAAAAAGAUGAUGAUGAAAACAAAACAAAACAACCACCGUGAAUGUCGAUUGCUCUAUUUUCCUUGACCUCAUGACUUGACUCGAAAGUCACGUUGUUUAAACCCCAGCCUACUUUCGUUCCCACUAUCCUAUCAUUUUUUCCCCUUCUUCUGUCUGUAUGAAAUAUUUUUGUUACAAUAAAUUGAAGAGUAUUCUGAGUGCAAAGCUUGAUGACCUUUUAACAAACUACGUCGUGUUAUUACACGACAUUUCUUUUUUUUUCAAACUGGCCUGAUGUUCAAUUCUCUUAAAUGUUCUUCAGGUGGUGGUUGCAGCAGAUUCUCUGUCCAUCUCGCAUGAAUCGUACAUUGGAUUUCUCAAAGGUAACUGUCUCUCAAAAAGUGUUAGAGAACAAUCAAUUAGUGUUGAGUGCUUCGGUCAUCGUCUUAACUCGACUAGGUCACACAAAUUCAGGGGUUAAUUUAAUAAAACUAAAAUAAAGUGUAAUUUACAAGUGUAGCUAUUGUUUUAGGGUCCGAAAGCAAUGGCGACACUUGUAAAUUACAAUUGUAUUUUAAGUAAAUUGACCCUAAGUUGUUGCAGCUGUUGUCGGCUGGUCUUAGAAUAUGAAACUGAAAUGUCAAAGUCGUAAUAGACGUCAUUUUAGACAUACAUACAUACAUACUUUAUUGCAUAGACAGUUAUCUCUGUUAAUAAAGUGUCAAAGAAAAUGACUCAAAAAUCACAGGGAGAAUACCUGUAUUUUAGAGAGUUGUCUGUUUUAAAGGGUGUGUGGGAGGUGCUUAGCCUGCGGACACAGACGUACCUGCGGUCGUCGGAGAGAAGCGACGACCAGAAAUACGUCUGUGUCCGCAGGCUAGCAGAAGUAUGACAGAACUCUAAACGUCCGUUUUAGGGACAUGUCGGUCUUAUAUGUCAAUUAAAGAUUUAAAGAUUAAAGAUAGAGGUAUCUGUUACCAAGGAGGUGACCGUAAACAGGUAAAGAAAUUUUAAUUGUAAUUGAAGGCUUGUGUACUAAUUUUCCUCGUUGUCAUUUGCCUCAGGCGUUUGUAAAGUACUUGAGGCAGUUGAAUCGACAGAGAAGCUCUCAGAAGGUUUACAGAAUAUAUGUGGGAUACACAUAGCGUCACUUAAACAGGUAAAUUGAGACAAAUUUGCACAUGACAGGUGUUCGAGCCUCCAGACAGCCUGCAUAGGAAAUCAUAUUCUUAGCCCCAAGGUAGUGCCUUUUUCUUUGUUCCCUGUAACGGUGAGUUUAGGUGGAUUUCUACUGUCGCGUAAUGUUAACCUGCGUAGCUGCAUACGUUUUUCGCGGCGUAAAUGAAAUAGAGGCAAUGUAUGAAGCGUCCCGCAUGAACGUAAAAUUUGAGCCAGGUUCAACUUUCACGUUUACGCUCGACCUUUCAUUCAUUGUCUCUAUUUAUAUUUACGCGCGUUCGCACGUAAAAAUAACCCAACAGCGGAAAUCUUUUCGGCCUUAGAGGGAAAAAUAAAAUAUAUCAGCAAAAAUUGUGUGUUUUUAAAUCAGCAGAAAGGGAGCGAGGUCGCUUAGACUCUGAGGAUUACGGGAUGUGUAUCGUAAAUCUUAUGCUUGGAAUUCAAAUGCUUUCUUUUCAUUUCAAUAAAGUUGUUAUUGAUACAAAGUCUUUUCCCUUGAAGAUUUUAACGGCCCCUGGUAACUCCUACCCAGACCCCACGCUGUGGCUUGACAGACUUGCGGCAACAUUCAGGUAAGAAUGGAAAUUAUAGUUAGUGCUUAGCGGUAGAGCAUCUGCACUAGUAACCAAAAAGUCAUAAGUUCGACUCUUUUCUGAGCCGCGUGUGCCACUAACUGAAAAAUUAUCUUUCUCAUGUUUUAAAGGCUCAAAAUUCACCAUCACAUCUCUAUCAUUCCGCAUGAGGACAUAUCGACAUUCUUUUCCUAGCAGUGUGCAGGAUGUUUGUGGCGUAAGCUCCCACGAGUCUCAUGUAGCUUAGUGGUAGAGCAUCUGGACUGGUAACCUAAAGGUUUUAGAUUCAACUGCUAUCGGGAGUACUCGUAUUUUAUCAUCCGAGCCGGGAAACCGUCUUUCUCAUUCUUUAAUAGCCUGCGAGCAAGCUCCCCGGGGCGCUCUGGCGGCGCAGCGGGAAAAGGAAGGAGAGCUUGCAACUACGUCUCUGGAAUUUGAAUUCCACCUCCAAUUCCCCUGUGGCUCCCCGUCGACUGAGCUGUAAGAUUUCCGCCAAUCAGCUCGCAGCGGAAACGAACGCGAAUGUGAACAAACAUUGAAAAACACGUGCUAAGGGUAAUGACAUCAUUACUAAUGUCAUCUCCGCCAAUGAGCAUUUCUUCUUCGUUUUCCCGCCCCGCCGCCAGAGCAGCCCGGAGAGCUUGUUCGCAGGCUAAUUCUUUAAUUGAAUAACUUCUGAUUCCAGUCCCCAAAGAAGCAAGUUCCUAGACAGUGAAAGCGUCACCCAAAGAAAAUAAAACAUGUUUUAAGUUUCACACAAAAUAAACACAUUCUCACUGUGGAAUGUCAUUGAAAAUUAAAAGUCUUUGAAUUAUAUACUUACUGGUUCAAUUUGUUGCAGAUAUUUAAAUCCUAAAGUGGACAAUGGUAAAGUUCAUCCAGCCGUUGUGGUCGUAGAGGAGGUAAGUUCCCAAAACAAAACAAAGUAUUAUUAUUUCUACUAUAAGAACUUUCCCAAGUGUCUAGAGAAAAGAGACGUUAAGAUUCUAAGACGACGACGACUACGAACAGGAGAUUUUCUCAAGGCAAAGAAAUAAGGUGCUUGCUCAUUGACAUAGCAGUUCCAUCUGAAAGUAACACCUCAGCAAAAUUCACAGAGAAGUUGUCCAAGUACAAAGAUUUGGAGAUUGAAGUCAGUAGGAUGUGGGAUAUGAAAACGGAAACAAUACCAGUGGUCGUUGGAACCCUAGGUCUAGUUAAGAAUGGACUAGACAAGGUCACUAGUAGAAUCCCGGGUAACAUUAGCACCAGUAAAAUCCAGAAAAUCAAAAUGCUUGGAACAGCCCACAUACUAAGGAAAAUACUGUCGAAGAAGUAACUUCUCCUCCUAUAGCGCCCCAGGUCCACUACUUGCAGCCGGAUACAAUGGAUGGAAAGCAGGAAAACUUGACGAGAACAUAUGAAUGUUAAUCUUAAUCUUAAUAUUAAUAUUAGUAAUACUUGAUGUUUUAGGUCUGGCCUAUACUCUCCAAUAUUUGUGAUAAAUAUCGCGCUGACAUAAAGAUCAUUGAGAGAUGCUGCAGGUAUGAAAACUUGGUGUUCCAUUUACUUCCAUUUUUAAAUUUCCUCAUAACACCUCCUUUAUUAGUGUUACUCAGCCCCCCAGCCUGACGUUCUUUUGCCUCGUCACGCUUUCUUUUCCCACGAAGGAAUGCGUGACAAAGCUCUAAGAACGUCUGCGUUUGAGGCUAAUUGUAAUCCCCUUUUCCCUCUUAUGACAUGCAGAUGCAUUCGAUUCGCUGUCCGCUGCCUUGGUAAAGCUGCUAUAAACCUGCUCUCUCCAUUGGUUUCACAGGUAAGGUGUUGUUCUUAGAAAUCAUACAACUCUGUGUCUUCAAAAAGUGAGGGCAUAUCAGUGUCCCAAUUUCUGCAAGCUGAAAAGCAAUUUAGGCGCUAUUGCACUUCAAAGCUGUGGAACGAGAGAAAGUUGCUAGCGAGCUGUCUUAAGUUUGUAAAAUAUAUUACCAGUACGCUGCUAAUCAAGAUUUUCAAAACUUUUUCGAAAGGUAGCUAAAAUAGGAAAAUAGCGAAAACUAGUGAUAAUGUCGGCGCCAUUUGUCAAGAUAAUUUUACGCAGACGCGAAGAAGGUUAUUAUUAUGAGAAACAGAGGUACGAUAUUUACUUUAACGAAUUCAUUUGUGAAUCCUCGCCCAAGUUUCUAGUUAAUAGUAAAUCAAGUCCCUCUAAAUAAAGCAAGUAGCGCCUCAGUCGUCUGACAGCGUUGGACUGUUACUCUGCCCAAUGUUCAAGUGCCGCUUUUUUCAUAAUGAGACCUUGUAACACCCCCUGAAAUGAACGGAGCCUGCAAGCAAGCUCUCCAUUUGGGGGAGUCGCGAGAAGGCACGCGAAAGGAGACGCGAGUGCCACACACUCGCGCGUUCUCUCGCGGUUAAUUGGAGAGCUUGCUAGCGGGCUAAAAUGAGCCUGUCCUGUAAGGAUACCCCGCAGCAAUCGUCGCAGUUGCAGUAGAACUUGAUUCCACUUGGUGCAACGUUUGCUGGUUCAAAGAAAUCGCAUAAGAAGGCACGUUCUUAUCGAAGAGUGUUGCAUCAGGGACAUUUUUGUACAGGUUUUGUCGAAACAGGAUUGUAUGUUGCAACAGAGUUCUUACAGGCGAAUCGUUGCUGACGUCAUUGUUUACAUUUUUUUCUCCUUAGUAUACGAUCGAGUUAACCCAUUGAAGGCGCCACUGUAUGUACAAAUUAAAUUCAGAGGAUGAAAGUGUUGAAUAAUUCGUGCAACUUGUACAAUUUUCAGCUCUCUGCAUGCAAUAACAAAGGAAAUAGCAGCCAUCGAAAACUGCGAAAUUGCUGGGUGGCAAAAACGCUAAUGAGCCCAUACAUUCUUUGUAAAUUUUCGAGUUUUUCAAAGAUAAUUUCUCCGAAACUAUUCGAUAUAUCGGACUCAAAUUUUCAAAGAUAACUGAAAUUGUUAUGUUCUUUUGACAUUUAGAGAGUUUAUUUUAAUAGCGUGAUCAGAGAAUGAAAGGCAUAUGCUAAUGAGGCAAAAAAUGUAAAUAAAGAUUUGCCUAUUCAGUCAGUGAGCAAUUGGUCAAAUCAACCAUGUCUUUGCAAAGGACGAGAUCCCUCAAGAUGUGUCAGCCGUUACUACCAGACAUCGAAGAGUAAGAUUAACUCUUCCUUUUAUUCUCGAACUAGAUGGUCAGUAUUUACGGUACCAAUCCCCACUCGUGCUUUCUGUACCUGGGCAGUAUAUUGGUAGAUGAGUAUGGUGAGGAGGUCGGAUGUAUCUCUGGACUUGUUGAUAUGACUGUGGUAUGUUUAUUUCCGUGGUAUAACCGAUUAGCAAUAUAUAAAAGAUCUUUAGGCUGAGUAGUCUAAACACGAGAUGGUUGUGGUUGCAUAACGCUAGCUACUCGCAGAAACUGUUUCCAGUCGAUAGCGUCACUGGUUCUAUUGUGUCGUUUCUGACCCUGACCCCACCAUCCCUUUGUGUCCUUAAACUGGAGUCUUUGCUUAAUACUCUCUCUUUCAACCAUACCGGACAGCAGUUGCUACUCCUGAUCGCGCCCGUCUUUGUCCAUGGAUUUCGCUAUGGCAUCGCUCUUCAGUCAGUUGAUUGAGGUGUUGUCAAAUUUUCCUCGCAACAAUAAAAUGUCCCGUGAACUUCUUUGCCCUCUGAGAGAAAACUCAAAAUGGUGAGAUUCUGAAAAUAGCUUUAUGAUCGUGUGCAUCUAAUCUCCUUCAUCCUUGGUUCCCACUGAAUUUCUUUCAGGCUUUUUGUGUACCAGCAUUUCAGUUGUUAAGUCAAGAGAAAGGAAUGAUUGAGCAUCCAGACACCAUAGAUGAUUUGUUUAGACUUUGCAGCAGGUAAGAUAAGCUCGUGUGUUAAUUAUACGUGCCAGGUUUUCGAGCAUCAGGGAAAUCUCCUUUCUUUCCUGUUCUCGUCAAUUAUGGUUAAAUUCUUCACCCGGCCGUUAGUUUUGGUUGUUCUACCGACAUUAUUUUCAUUGACGGUUGAAGCGUCUUUAUCAUCAUCAGCAGCAGCAGCAGCAGCAGCAGCAUCAUUAUCAUCAUCAUCAUCGUCGUCGUCGUCGUCUAAAUCGUCGUCGCCAUCAUCAUCUCCAUCAUCAUCGUCGUCAUCAUCAUCAUCAUCAUCAUCAUCAUCAUCAUCAUCAUCAUCAUCAUCAUCAUCGUCAUCAUCAUCAUCAUCAUCAUUAUUGUUAUUAUUGUUAUUGUCAUCGGUAGCGAAUUUUUAAAAAGCCUUUCUGUUAAUUGAUAGAAGUUUUUGCAUCUUGCUUUUCCCUUCAGAUGUCUUCAGAAGUUUCCUGUUUCAUUUCUCAAGUGUGAUAUUGCCAUCCCUUCAAUUCACUGCGCUGUUGUGGCGAGUAUAAUCGAACACAGAGACGCCAACUUAUCUGUAAUGAAGUUCCUCAAAUGUCUUGUCAGCUGUGCAACGGAGAAGGUUAGACUGAAAGAUUGUACUUCUUUCUCUGGCCUUUUUGUGCCUUACAACACUCUGAUCUUGGUAAUAGGGGUAUACAUUAAAAACCCGCUACUAGGAACCUCACUUUUUAAGAACCUGUUAGGCUACCUGUUAGGGUCAAGUCAACAUUCAGAAUCCUCUUUGGACACAUAGGUGUCUUAUCACCCCAACUGCAAUGUGUCUUCUCAGCUCGUUUACUUUUUUUGCUGUUCUGAGUAGUUUUUUGCCUAAUUUAUGUUAAUUAAUUCUCUUUUUUGUAAACGUGUUUUAAGUCGGCAAAUAAAAUGGUUGGUUGUUGUUGUUUUUCAUAAGGAACUAGUAGUAAUUGCAAAUUAGGGGAGUGCGUCCGACAGUGACUACACUAAACUAUUCACCUGAAUUUUGUGUAAUUGAGGCUAAGCCGCCGAGGCAAAACAUAGAUACUAGUCCCUGGCCGAGAAAAAGUCCCUGAAAAAUCUGCUGGGCGGAUAAAAGGGCGUCCGUUAUUGAGAAAAGUUUCAUGACAGACGGAGAUUAGGAAUGCAUCCUUCGGACGCAAUAAGUUGAAUAUACCACUAAAUACUCUUGGCUUCCAUGUAAUCUUUUUCUUUCAGAAAAUAAGAACCUAUCUAAGAACCUACAUAGCUUAAUUUCUGCUUAUUACCAUUUAUGUAAGAACUUGUUGAGGGUAACUUGGGAAAAUACAGGUUCUUAGUCGCGUGUUUUUACUGUACAGCUGAUAGUUUGUAUCGCAUAUUCAGUAGUUUGUAAUGCAUUCAGUCGUCUUCUCGUCUAGCCUCCCUCGCUGACGUUCUGAAGGCUUAGGAAGGGUUACGAAGCCCUAAGAGGGUCUGCGUGGGAGCCUGGCUGGAUUAGCUUGAAAGGCCUCUGAGCGAAUGAGACCACAACACACUUGCAGCCAGAAAUGAUUCCAUUUCCUCAGUGCUGACACACCCGUCGCUCAGAGCUUGGAACUCACGGAAUUUUGUUUACUCUUUUCUUUAGUCACGAAAUGAUUUUCAAGAGAGGGUUUCAUUAGUGCAGCAGAUACUCGCUGUACAUGGUCAGAACAUUAUAAAUGGUAAGAGGCUACUCUGCCUUCGUUUACCUGUCCAUAAUCAUGAUGGCUUUAAGCCUGAUCAUCCAGCUCGAAGGACCACUUGUCUAAAGGAGUUUUGAAGCUCUAUUUUUUUUCUUUGUUUUACGGUCUUUCAAGAUUUUUGCGUGUACAAUCCCUUCAGUCUUUUCAGUCUGAAUUUGUUUUCUGUACCUUUCAGUCAACACGUUCUAGUAACAAGGUCUCUCUCUUCUUACGUUGCAUUUACUAUUAAACAAGUUAAAGUAACGCAAUACGUAAAGCUACGUAGUGUGUCACACUAACAAUUCGUGAACUUCCCUUUUUUUCUUGCUCCCAUUAUUGAAAUAUUUAACGUGACGUCUGAAUUUCUGUUUUAAGGUCUGAUUCAGGCUUGCGCAGGAGCAUUACCAUCCUACAUGGUGUUAGACGUAGCUGAAGUGCUGUGGGAAUUCAUCACCUUCUGUAGAGAGGUAAACUUGUAAUUACGACAUUCCAUUAAUCUUUGGUCCCAAACUCCUUUAAUGUGGAGUUUUAUGUUAACAGUGGUCUUGCGAUCGUUUGAAUUAUGGUCAGUCAAUGAUAUUCAUCGAAUAUUGGUUUCCGUAUUGCAACCUGCUACGGACCUUUUUUCAAAGACGUUUCAGUUAGUGGGGAUUUUCUAACACCGCGAAUUCUUAUUCAACGUCCAAAGAGCCUGAUAUAUUAGUUCACAUACUUACUGGAGUGAAACACAUGUGAAAGCUGGUUAGUUAAACAAGGUUUCCUCGCUAAAGCUGACUCCUUAUUCUGUAAACUAACAGUUAAGAAAAUUUGAAACAUUAUAGCUUACAUAAAUCCUAUCUAAAUGUCGGUUGUAUUAGUUAUUCCUUAAAUAAUUUACAACUGUUAAAGCUGUAAUCAUGUUUCGUAGGUGUCAGUAACACUUAACUUUUUUGUUAUUAUUUUUUUGUGCGACACAGGAGACAUCCAAAUGGGUUGAACUGUCUUUGCAGUCAAUUCAAACCCAGAUUGUACCGGGCAGUGUUAUAGCUACACCUCAGCAGCUCCAAGAGUUUCAUCAAGCAAUUAUUAGGUGGGUAGCUUCGUUAGCCGGGAUCUGCUCUGCCUAUAAGCCUAUUAUUGAAGGACUAUAGUAUAUGGAAGUUAUAACUGAUGCUUGUCAUAUCGCUAAAGUAGUAAAGAUAGGAAUACAACGUAGGGCAGUGGUUUAGGGCGCCGAAUAGGCCUUUUGCAUUAGUUGAUCACGUGAUCAACUUUCGGUAAAAACGAAAACAGUUAGCUUUUGAAAGAUUUUGUUAGCACGAGCUGAAAGAGCAUAUUAAAAUUAGGUAACCUGUCAAUUUCCAGCCGUAUAUCUCAAAAGUAGCGAUUGCAACGGCCAACGAAAAUUAGAAGGAUUUGUAUAAGAAAAACAACUUUUGCCACCUAGUCACGCUUGAAUGGUUUUCCAUGCAAAUCCUUGUAAAUUUCGAAAUUUUCAAACUGUCGUGAAAUAUUUCCUUAAGCAUUACGGGCCUCAAAUCUCCUUUUAAUUCAUAACAGGCAAUUUGAGUCCUUAAAUGGGUAAGAGAAAGAUUUAACGACGGUUUAAAAAUUUCAGAAUCUACAAGGACUUGUAUGGAAAACCACUCAAGCAUGACUCGGUAGCAAGAGUUGUUUUCUGAUACAAAUCCUUGUAAUUUUCGGCGGCCGUUGCAAUCGCUACUUUUGAGAUAUACGGCUGAAAUUACCAGGUUACCUAAUUUUAAUAUGCUCUUUCAGCUCAUGCUAACAAAAUUUUUCAAAAGUAUAUUGUUUUCGUGUUUACCGAGAGUUGAUCACGUGAUCAACUAAUGUAAAAGGCCUAUUUCAACUCUUUUCCCAUGGGUUGAAAUCCAGCUCUAGUCAUCAUUGUCAAUGGUGAUAAUAUUAACAACGAGAAAUGACUGAAUGCGCAAACAAAAACGCCCCCUCCAUUCCAUGGACGGUUUUUUGUUUCCGUGUCUUUUUUCUUUUUCUUAGUGAGAAAUACCUUGUCUUCGUAGUUUGUGAUACAUAUUCGAAGUGAUUUUACGUUUUCGUUUAAAAGGAUGAUUUUUCUUCUUUUCGCAAGUAAAAGUGUAACGUUGUGAUCCUGUCUUAAGACAGCAGCAUUGAAACUUCUUAACUUGGUUUCCUAAUUUCCGCAACAAUUCUAGUUUCUAUGUUGUUCUUCUCAGAUCCUCCAACCAAGACGCUGUUUGGAAAGCAUCGAAGCGCUUUUCUCGACUGUUUAGGUGA
Porites evermanni is the source of this 24331-nucleotide messenger RNA. NCBI's taxonomy places the organism in Eukaryota, Metazoa, Cnidaria, Anthozoa, Scleractinia, Poritidae. The record is from the annotation of a GenBank genome assembly.